UUUGUACUUCCGGGUCACUGCGGGUGUGACGGUCCAAGAGUAUCACCGCUGAGCUGAGAGAAGAAACUUCCGGGAUGUAUUGUUGUGAGUAUCGACCAACUCAACUGUCCCACGUGAUGAAGAUCAGUCAGAUACUUUUGGGAAGUGACAGCCUCACCUCACAAUGGGAUGAGACGAAAUAACUGACCCUAUUCUUUUCUGCACACCUGAGACAAGCAUCCUAUUCGAACAGGAAUUUGCAAACACAGCGGAUCACUAACACCAAGCUACUGCUCCGACAUUCAUUGCAUCAAGAUUCAGUGGCGGUCCACGUUCUGUCUGGACAAAUCCGUGCGUAAAAAUGAAAAGCGCCGGAAAAGAGAGGAUGGUGGAAUCCGAAUGCGCUCCCGCGAGCGGCAGGAAGCAGAUGUUCACGGGCAGCGCGAGGAAGCUGCGAGACACGGCGGCGGAUUGGCACAACCUCAUGCUGAAGUGGGAGCGGCUCGGCGACGAGGGCUCCGCGGCCGCCACGCGCAUCGUGAACCUUUCCGUCAGCAAGAGGGCAGAGAAGGAUGUGGACAUUACAGCAGAGGAUGAUACCUCAUUUGUCAAUGAGCGAUCAGGAAGUCAUGCAGAGCUUGACAAAGACUUGCAAGAUGGGUGCAAUGAGUUAAUGAACAUUUUGGAGAAAAUGGCUCAUAUUGUAUUUAAAAUGGAGAAGAUUUCAUCUUCUGUUAAAGGAGUAUGUGCUCUUGAGAAGUUCCAGCAGGAGCAAGGAAGAAGUUCUGUUUCACCGCUGUUUCAAACUUGGCCUGUGACACGCUUUGAUGAAGUGUCAUCGAAGUUAUAUGAAUCCUACAAGCAAGAACUGGCGCUGAAGCAGACAAUUGUUAAAGAAAUAGCCCAUACAUCUGAUCCUGAUCUUCUGUUGGUUUAUCUCUCAUCAUGGCUGCAUCAGCCCUACAUAGAGGAUAAUACAAAGCUCUUGCUUGAGAGCUUGCUGUUGGAGACAAUGCACAGAACACUGUAAUAUGCACACAAAUUUCUACAAGGAUCUCGUACAAGUGUUUGAAAGGGGUUGUUCCUACAAUAGCAAAAUAAGCUGUUUAAUUAAAAUAAAGUACAACUCUGAUACAAGGCAAUUGUUAAUGGAACUUGAACUGACUUUUACAGUACAAAACAAAAUUAAACCCUUUCUGAACUCACAUUUAAUGAAAAUGAGCCACUUUUUCAUAUGUUUGA
Scleropages formosus (Asian bonytongue) is the source of this 1221-nucleotide messenger RNA. It is a transcript of the gene cinp, whose product is annotated as cyclin dependent kinase 2 interacting protein. NCBI's taxonomy places the organism in Eukaryota, Metazoa, Chordata, Actinopteri, Osteoglossiformes, Osteoglossidae. The record is from RefSeq and is a predicted model, not a curated record. The coding region runs from base 341 to 1009 and encodes 222 amino acids. The transcript has 5 exons.